Molecule: messenger RNA, 342 nt
Organism: Fusarium sp. VM40
Lineage: Eukaryota; Fungi; Ascomycota; Sordariomycetes; Hypocreales; Nectriaceae
Source: the annotation of a GenBank genome assembly
AUGAUACCGACAAGCAUCCAGCAGAUCAAGUCACUCAAGCUUGUACCCUUCAGGAACCCAAGAAGAAUGCUUUCCUUGAACUUUUCUUUCUUUGUUGCCUUCUUCUUCUGGGCCAUUACCCUUGAGGCUGCACCGGCCAUGCACCAUCACCGUCAUGGCAAUCAUCAUCUUCGAGACCUCCACGCAUCAAGAGCAGCACUUCUUCACCGCACAAGAUCUCAUUCUCAUGGUGCCCCUCAAGUUUCGGUUGAAAAGGCUCAGGAGCCUAGUGGAAGUGCGUGGGUGCAGGUUGCACCCGACCAAGAGACGCAAGACCAUUCCAUUGAGAGGUUGACAGUAUAG